AUGUUUGACAUGAUUUGCCCAGUGAACGGUACGUCGUUCCAAUUAUCGGAUUUGAAGAAAUCACCACUUAGCGUACGCCUACUGAAUGCUUUAGUGAAUUGGCGCAAGUUCUACACGCAAGAAGUCACAGAAGGUGUCACUGAAAUGCUACUGUUUCGCUUUUUGAUUCCCAUUAGAUGUUCUGAGCGAGUUCUAGACGAGAUGGGCAGAGAAUUGUCGGAUUGGGAACGUUUCUGCUCGGAAGAGUAUGAGACGAUGAUGGAGAACGAAGAAGAAGUUGAUGAAAAUUUGUAA
Messenger RNA from Haemonchus placei, 294 nucleotides. The record is from the annotation of a GenBank genome assembly. NCBI's taxonomy places the organism in Eukaryota, Metazoa, Nematoda, Chromadorea, Rhabditida, Trichostrongylidae.